Ogataea philodendri is the source of this 318-nucleotide messenger RNA. RefSeq lists its product as uncharacterized. The coding region runs from base 1 to 318 and encodes 105 amino acids. The transcript has a single exon. The record is from RefSeq and is a predicted model, not a curated record. Lineage: Eukaryota; Fungi; Ascomycota; Pichiomycetes; Pichiales; Pichiaceae.
AUGUCCUCUGCACCAACUCUUCCGUCUUUGAAACAGUUUUGGAAGCAGACUUUGUUUCUUGCGACUCUUGCGGUCGGCACUGCCGUGUUUGUGAAGUCGAAAGUGACGAUUCGUCGGAAACAGCAGUACAUCAAGGAGACAUCUUCGUUCGACUCGAAGCAAAAGAAACAGAUUGCAGACGUGAAGCCCGGAUUCCCCGAACAGAGCAGCGACCAGGAACUGUACAAACGUAAGAGCGAGUUUGAAGGAGCUGGAAGCAGUUACAUGAGCCGGAAACAGGGCGACAAGCUUGCAUUUUGGGGCAGAAGCCGGGAUUAA